Molecule: messenger RNA, 4279 nt
Organism: Colossoma macropomum (tambaqui)
Lineage: Eukaryota; Metazoa; Chordata; Actinopteri; Characiformes; Serrasalmidae
Gene: dhx37
Product: DEAH (Asp-Glu-Ala-His) box polypeptide 37
Exons: 28
Coding region: 143-3610 (1155 amino acids)
Biological process (GO): maturation of SSU-rRNA from tricistronic rRNA transcript (SSU-rRNA, 5.8S rRNA, LSU-rRNA)
Cellular component (GO): intracellular anatomical structure; nucleolus
Molecular function (GO): ATP hydrolysis activity; RNA binding; ATP binding
Source: RefSeq, a predicted model, not a curated record
ACUGCUGUGUACAGUAGUCGGUACCAUUACGGUGGUGCACAGUAUGCUGUUAACUACACGUGAGUUUUAAUGGAAAUGUGAAUAUCGGGAGUUGAAAAAGGAUUAUUCACGCAUAAAUCACGUUGUUUUUAUCUCUUCAGCGAUGGGGAGAUUGCGAAAGAAACACAACUGGAAAGGGAGGCAGCAGGAUGAAGCUAAACCAGCACCUGCCACCCACAAGGAGACUGACGUUGUGGUGGAAUUAGGUGACACAGCUGUUCUGAAAGGAGUGGAUGAAAGCAAUGCGCUGGUUCUCCCAGCCACCAAAACAAAGAAACAGAAGGUGGUGCAACCUGUCUGCAAGAAGAAACCUCUGACCAAGAAACAGAGGAAGAAUCUAGAGAAAGUUCUGGAACAGAAAGAGAAGAAAGCUCGUCGAGCAGAUGUCUUGAAUAAACUGGCAGAAGUUCAGCUGCCAGAAUCAGAAAUGAAGCUGCUAUACACAACCUCCAAACUGGGCACUGGAGACAAACUCUAUCAGACUAAAAAAUCUCUGGAUGAGACCCAGGAGGACAGUUCAGCUCCAGUCAAAAUCAGCAGCCUGAGUGGUGCUAACAGAAAGAGGAAGAGGAGGAGAGAGGAUGAAGGUGAGAGUGAAAGCGAAGUGGAUUCUUCUAAGGAAGAAAAGAGUGGAGAAUCAGACUCAUCUGAAGAAGAAGAGGAGGAUGAGACAGGAGAAGAGGUUUCAGAAAAAGCAAAACCUUCAGAAAAGGAGGCACAGCAAGAAGACGAGAAACUGAAAGCGGUGGAAGUAAAGGAGGAAAAGAAAGUGGAAAAUGAAAAAGAAUCAAAAACAGCUGUGAAAAAGAAAGAGGACUGUCAGCCGGCUGUAUUCAUUCCAGUGGACAGGCUGCCAGAGAUACAAGAGGCUCGUCUGAAGUUGCCGGUGCUGGCUGAGGAGCAGGUGAUCAUGGAGGCAGUCAGGGAGAAUGAGUGUGUGGUGUUGUGUGGUGAGACAGGCAGUGGGAAAACUACACAGGUUCCACAGUUCCUUUACGAGGCUGGAUAUGCCAGUGCUGGUGGUAUAAUUGGUGUGACUGAACCCAGGAGAGUGGCAGCUGUCAGCAUGUCUCACCGAGUCGCCAAAGAGAUGAAUCUCUCCACAGGGGUGGUGUCCUAUCAGAUCAGAUAUGAGGGGAAUGUCACAAAAGACACCAAGAUCAAGUUCAUGACUGAUGGUGUCCUGCUGAAAGAGAUUCAGAAGGACUUUUUGUUGCAGAAGUACAGUGUGAUCAUAAUUGAUGAGGCUCAUGAGCGCAGUGUGUACACAGACAUCCUCAUUGGCCUGCUUUCACGCAUCGUACCACUCCGCAACAAGAAAAGUUUGCCUAUGAAGCUGCUGAUCAUGUCAGCUACACUGCGCGUGGAGGACUUCACUGAAAACAAGAGACUCUUCCGCACUCCUCCUCCAGUCAUCUCGGUGGAAGCUCGUCAGUUCCCAGUCACAGUUCACUUUAAUAAACACACACCGAUGGAAGAUUACACAGGAGAGGCCUUCCGCAAAACCUGCAAGAUUCACCGCAUGCUACCUCCAGGCGGUAUCCUGGUGUUUCUGACUGGUCAGGCAGAGGUGCACUCUGUGUGCCGGAGACUGAGGAAAGCUUUUCCCUACAGAGCCAGCGUACAACACACUGAUGCAGAGGACACAUCAGAGGAGCUCAGGAAGUUUAAGAAAGCAAAAAAGAAGAAAACAGUGUCUCUUCCAAGGAUAGAUCUGGAUAACUACUCUGCUCUGCCUGUGGAUGAGGGCGAUGAGGAUCGGCAGGCUGGCAUCGAUGAUGAUGACGCUGAGGAAGGUUCAGACCUGGACCUGGAUUUAGGCGAUCACCCAGAGGACACUGAGGAGAAGGCUGAUCCCUCUAUUCCGCUGUAUGUGCUGCCUCUGUACUCACUCCUGGCACCUGAACAGCAAGCUAAAGUGUUUCGUCCUCCUCCUCCAGGAGCUCGUUUGUGUGUGGUUGCCACCAAUGUGGCCGAGACAUCUCUCACUAUCCCUGGUAUUAAGUACGUGGUGGACUGUGGCCGGGUGAAGAAGAGAUUCUACGACCGAGUGACGGGAGUCUCCUCAUUUAAGGUCACCUGGAUUUCACAGGCCUCAGCCAAUCAGAGAGCUGGGAGGGCGGGAAGAACAGAGCCGGGACACUGCUAUAGGCUGUACUCCUCUGCAGUAUUUAGUGAUUUUAGCUUGUUCUCUGAGGCUGAGAUUACCCGCCGACCAGUUGAAGACCUUGUCCUUCAGAUGAAAGAUCUCAACAUUGAGAAGGUUGUGAACUUUCCGUUCCCGACCCCUCCUUCAUCUGAGGCACUGGUGUCUGCUGAGCAGCUGCUGGUCUCUCUAGGAGCUCUGGAGGAACCUCCUCGGCAAGGACGGAUGGUGGAUAUGGAGAGGGCUCGUCUGUCUUGCCCUAUAACCCCUCUGGGUCGUGCAAUGGCGGCAUUUCCCGUUGCACCGCGCUAUGCUAAAAUGCUAGCUCUGGGUCGCCAGCAGGGCUGCAUGCCCUAUGUCAUUACUAUAGUGGCAGCCAUGACUGUCAGAGAGAUCUUUGAGGAACUGGACAGGCAGACGAGUAGUGAGGAGGAGAGCAGUAAGCUGGCUGGGAGAAAGGCUCGUUUUGCUCAGAUGAGGAGGCUGUGGGCAGGGCAGGGUCCAUCUCUACUGCUUGGAGACCUCAUGGUGAUGCUAGGUGCCGUAGGGGCGUGUGAGUUUGCUGGCUGCACGCCAAGCUUUUGUGAGGAGAAUGGCCUUCGCUACAAAGCCAUGCUGGAGAUACGAAGGUUGCGGGGGCAGCUUACUAAUGCAGUGAACGCUGUGUGUUCUGACGCGGGGGUUUGUGUGGACGGCAAAAUGGCGCCCCCUACUGAAUCUCAGGUGGUGUGUUUGAGGCAGAUUGUUCUGGCAGGCUUGGGCGAUCAUCUGGCCAGAAGAGUACAGGCUGAGGAGAUACUGGAUCCAAAAUGGAGAAAUGGCUACAAGACCCCCCUGCUGGAUGAUCCUGUAUUUAUCCACCCUUCCUCUGCCCUCCACAAAACACUGCCUGAGUUUGUUGUCUACCAGGAGGUCAUGGAGACCACCAAGAUGUACAUGAAAGGUGUGUGUGCCGUGCAACCUGAUUGGAUUCCAAAGCUCAUCCCACAGUAUUGUCACUUCAGCGGACCAGAGCAAAACCCCGCCCCCUGGUAUUGCCCACUCAGUGGCAGAGUGAAGUGUCAACAGCGGAGCACCUUCUUUAGAAUUGGUUGGAAGCUUCCUGCCAUAGAAAUGGAUCAUCCAGAAGGUAGUGAGCGCUACAAACUGUUUGCCAGGUUUCUGCUGGAGGGACAGGUUUGUCCCAGGUUGCAGCAGUACAGUACACAUUUACUGUCUAGCCCCUCGACCAUGCUGAAGACUUGGGCCAAGCUGCAACCUCGCACUGAAGCUCUGUUGGGAGCACUGGUGUCUGAGAAAGUCAACAACAGAGAUGCCUUAGAAGCUGCAUGGAAGAAAAAUGGAAAAUAUCUCCUGUCAGCAUACUGUCGGUGGAUUCCAGAGUCGCUUCACCAAGACGUCACGAAGAGCUGGCCCCCUAUCUGACACACACACACACACACCCUGCCUAACCACCUGUCUCACCUUCACUCAAAACACAUACUCUCACUCAAACUGGCCCUUUGAACUGUAAACAGAGCUGGUCUCAGAGGAUUUAUGUCUUUAACACCACAAGGCUUUUUAAAGACAGAUUCUCCCUUGUCUCUGGUGGAAUGGACCCAAGACCUUUUCUACAUUUACCAGCUUUAAAUAGUGUAUUUAUUUGUGGACUUACUGAAGAUCACAGGAGAAAUCUCUUGGAACUUAAUCAGCAUCUGGGCUGAUCUUCUGUUUAUACAUGGGAAAAUGUAGUGAUUUAAAUGUGCAUAUAAUUUUGACAAACAUAUAACAAUACAUCAACACUAUCGGCUAAAGUAAGCAAACUAGAAGAGAAAAUAGUGUGGAUGUUAUGUUUUACCCAUGUGGAAAUGCUGUGCACAUUUGAAUCAAGUAAAUUCAGUGAAUUCUUUUUUUUUUUUCUUUUUUCAAAUUUAGUCAUGAAUGAAAAGAGUCUCUACUGAAAAUGAGAACUGGGGCUAAUCUGGUUUAGUCUGUGUCUGGGACUAGACCUUAGGCUUUAAACGCUAUGAGACAUUCAGGGUCAGACUGGACACUUGGAACAUCAUCAGCUGUGCAACUUUUUGGGUUGUGAAACUACAAAUAAAUCCUUUUUUA